AUGUCUGGGGUCAGUGGAUGGAGGGAAGGCAGCAGGUACAGGACGCCCGCUGCCUCCAGUACCCCGUUUUCCUCUCAGGGUUAUCUCUGGGAUGGCAACAAUAAAACAGAGGAGGCUGAAAGCCCUCAGAAGCUGACAACAUCUGAAGAGGAGCAAAGCAGCCAAGCAUCAGUCUACCAACAACAGCAAGAGCAGUAUGUUGGCCCAUAUGUCUUGAUAACUCCAAAUGAAACCAGAAGAAACCAGUUGCAGCAAAUUGCUAAGAAGGAGCUGGAUAACCUGGAGCGGUGGAAGGAAGAGCACAGGCCAGGGCCAAUUAAGUUGCUUCCACAGAGACUGGGUGGAAAGGAAUCAGAGGCUCAAGCAAGGCAAAAACAGCAAAUGAUGCUCAUGCAAUCUAAAUACCAGCAAAAGCACAAGAGGGAAGAAUAUGUAAAAGCAAAAAAGGCAGCUGAAGAAGCUGAAAAUCUGAAAAAGAAAGCAAUUCAGAGAGAAAAG
Messenger RNA from Phaethon lepturus (White-tailed tropicbird), 498 nucleotides. RefSeq names its product epithelial stromal interaction 1 (breast) (gene EPSTI1). The annotation marks the transcript as partial. Lineage: Eukaryota; Metazoa; Chordata; Aves; Phaethontiformes; Phaethontidae. The record is from RefSeq and is a predicted model, not a curated record. The transcript is spliced from 5 exons.